Molecule: messenger RNA, 6502 nt
Organism: Nothobranchius furzeri (turquoise killifish)
Lineage: Eukaryota; Metazoa; Chordata; Actinopteri; Cyprinodontiformes; Nothobranchiidae
Source: RefSeq, a predicted model, not a curated record
GAUCGGUUUUACGGUCUCAUUCUGAUCGCAAACUGAACUUUGACGGAUCAUUCAGAGCGUUUGUUGUACUAGUUACACAAUGACAGUUUUUCUGAUUCGUUUCCAUUGGUUUGAAACGAGUUCCUUCCUUCCCGCAGUCUUUUGUUAGGACCCCUCCGUGGUCACGUGAUCCGCCGCCCCCCUGAGAACUCAGUGGAUUCAGAUAUGCCAUAUUUUUGUGUUUAGGGUCCAUGCGCGUGCAAUAUGAAACCUAUACUUUCCUCCUGUAGGUUGUAUCCGUCGCUGUGAUAUUCGUUACAUAUUUUCUACACUUUUACUUCGUCCACUGGGGGGGCACUGGUUUCACUUCUUCGAGAUGUGUACAAAACUGUAGAAAAGUAUUUUAUAUCUAUCCUAACAAGCAUUUAUUCUGAGCAUAUAACAAUGUUCUUAUGUGGAAAUAUUAAUUAUGUUAAUUCUGUCAUCAGUUCCAGUCUGAAAUGCAGAUUUCUGGUAUUUUCACCGUUAUCUUAUUAAUAUAGUCACACUUUGGUAGCCUAGAAUCUAGACUGAAGCUAAAUAAUUUAUUUUAAUAUUCACAUAUAUAGGAUGGCUUGCCAGGCUAACUCUAUGGCACAAAAAGGAGAAACUUCAGGGGAAAGCAAAACAACCACACAACAAGACAUUGUUUAAUUGUUAUUUUUAAAUGACAGUGUGAAUAUUCUUUUACAGAUAAACAUUUUACUGAAACCUUUUCCUGUAAAGAAUGUGUGUUUGUCUGAUUCUUGUCCUCGGCCUAGUUACCCCAAGUAUGUGCAUUCUGUUUCCUAACAGCCGUCUGACCUCUGACCCUUUGAGCCCAUCCCCCCUUUCCGCAUUGCUCUCCAUUGUUCACACCCUCCUCUCUUUCUCCUUGGCUUGUGCAGAAGACAGACACCAUAAGCAGAGUGUUUUAGGGAAAACUUGAAAGACAAAUGAUUCAAAGACCAUUUUCCAGACCAGGAGCCAUGAUGACACCAUUUCUUUGUUCAGUAGGAGUUUAGAGAUUGGAAACUUGAAGACAAACUAAGGUGCAGAAGCUGACUGGAGUGGACAUCCUUUCUCUUUAAGACCAUAUUCAGAUAUCCUGAUAUAUUUUUGUAAAAACGGGCUUGAUCAGCUAUUAGCAGUAAGAAAAAUGGAGCAAAAAGCAGAUGAGCUGAACCAAGACUCUAUCUCCUGUACCAUCUGUCUGGAUCUGCUGAAGGAUCCGGUGACCAUUCCCUGUGGACACAGCUACUGCAUGAGCUGUAUUAAAGCCCACUGGGAUGAAGUGGACCGAGAAAAACCUCACAGUUGCCCUCACUGUGGACACACCUUUGGACACAGGCCUGUCUUGAAGAAAAACAACAUGUUAGCAGCUUUAGUGGAGGAGCUGAAGAAGGCUGGACUGCGAAAAGUUGCAGGAGACCACAGCUAUGCUGGACCUGAAGAUGUGUCCUGUGAUGUCUGCUCUGGGAGGAAACUGAAAGCUGUCAAGUCCUGUCUGGUCUGUUUGGCCUCUUAUUGUGAGAAAGACCUCCAGCUUCAUUUUGAAUCCCCUGCCUUUGAAAAACACAAGCUGGUGGAGCCCUGCAUGGACCUCCGGGAGAACAUCUGCUCUUUUCAUGAUGAGGUGAUGAAAAUAUUCUGCCAUACCGAUGAAAAGUUCAUCUGUUAUCUCUGCUUAAUGGAUGAACAUAAAGGACAUGAAACAGUCUCAGUUACAGCAGAAAGAGCUGAGAAGCAGAAGGAGCUCCAGGUGAGGAGACAACAAAUCCAGCAGAGAAUCCAGGACAAAGAAGAAGAUGUGGCGCUUCUUCAGCAGGAGGUGGAGGGCAUCAAUGUCUCUGCUGAUAAAACAGUGGAGGACAAUGAGAAGAUCUUCCAUCAGCUGGUCCACCUCAUCCACAAAAGAAGCUCUGAUGUGAAGCAGCAGGUCAGAUCCCAGCAGGAAACUGAAGUGAGGCGAGUGAAGGAGCUUCAGGAGAAGCUGGAGCAGGAGAUCACUGAGCUGAAGAGGAAAGACGCCGAGCUGGAGCAGCUGUCACACACAGAGGAUCACAAGCAGUUUCUACACAACUACCCCUCAGUGUCAGCACUCAGUGGGUCUCCACACUCAUCCAGCAUCAACGUUCGUCCUCGGAGACACUUUGAGGACGUGACAGAAGCUGUGUCAGAGCUCAGAGACAAGCUGCAGGACGUGCUGAGGGACAGCUGGACAAACAUCUCACUGAGAGUUGCUGAAGUUGAUGUUUUACUGCCACAGCCAGAACCAAGGAGCAGAGCCGGAUUCCUCAAAUUUUCACAAGACAUCACUCUGGAUGAGAACACGGCGCAUGCCCAUCUCCUGUUGUCCGAGGACAAAACAAAAGCAACAUAUAUGAAGGAAGAGCAGUCCUAUCCUCAUCAUCCAGACAGAUUUACAGCCUGGCAUCAGGUCCUGAACAGAGAGCGUCUGACUGGACGCUGUUACUGGGAGGUGGAGUCAAAACGUGGGGGGGUUCGCGUGGCGGUCACAUACAAGAACAUCAAACGAGCCGGACGCCUAAAUGAGUGCUUGUUAGGCUGCAAUGACAGAUCUUGGGCGUUAUGUUGCGACAGGAACAGUUACACGUUUUGGCACAACAACGUUAAAACUCCAGUUUCAGGUUUUUGUACCUCCCGAGUAGGAGUGUACCUGGAUCACAGAGCAGGUGUUCUCUCUUUCUACAGCGUGUCUGAAACCAUGACCCCCCUCCACAGAAUCCAGACCACGUUCACUCAGCCGCUCUACGCCGGGCUUCUGUUUUACUCUGAUGGAGACACAGCUGAGUUCGUUCACCUGAAGUAGAGAGGUUAUUCUCAGGGUUGUUGGUGAGAAUCUGUAUUUCAGUUUCCGCUACUAUUGCUAGUAGUUUUGUUGUACUCUUUAUUAGAGGGUACUUCCUCAGGAAUUAACUGUAACUGACAAAUAGCCGCAAUGGGAUUGCUUACUUUUCAGGGUAUAUUUACUUUGUCAAACAUACAUACUAAUCUAGUAGGGGUGUGCCGAUCCACCGUUUAAUCGAUACAUCGUUAUGACUAGGGAUGGGUACCUUUGACAUUUGAAUCGAUUCGGUACUAAUUCCCGGUACCUACGAAUCGAUACCGGUACUUAACGGUACCAAUUUUAGAUACUUUUGAGUGUUUAAUAUUUUAAUUCUCUUUUAUAAUUAAAUAUAUAUUUUUCUCAACAUAUAACAAUAUUUGAUAAAUAUCAUGAUAAAUAACAUACAACUGAUUGUAUUUUAACAUCGUCCUUGUAGUUUUAUAAGCUGAUAAUUAAACUGAAGCAAACAUCUUUACUGUGAACUAAAUUUACUGUGUAUCUUCAUUCCUUUUGCCGUCUUUUUUCAUUUGAUUUUUCCUACUGGGAAGUUAGAAUUUCCGAGGAGAAAGCGAACGCACCAUUAGCUGAUAACAUGGUGGCAAUGGAAGCUAAUUCAUCAAGCUAACGUUAUCUUAAACAGUUUAUUUAGCUGCUGGAGCAGAUUAAAACGACGAUGCCUCACACUUAGAUCAUUGUCGCUGGUUUCAUCUUCACCUGUCGCAUUUAGUAAAGUGAAGCCAAACUUUAGAGCGCGUUCAUGUUCUUCUAGUCGGAAAUUUGGAGCUCUGAGGAGAAAGCGAACGCACCAUUAGCGAAACGGAAGCAAACAUAUCAAGCUAACGUUAUCUUAAACAUUUUAUUUACCUACUGGAGCAGAUUAAGAUGAGGAUGUCUCACUUAGAUUGUUGUCGCUGGAUUCAUCAUCACCCAGUUACCCAUCACAUUUAGUGAAGUGGACCCAAGCGUUAGCAUGCGUUUUUUCUUUCUGCCAUGCUGCUCUGUUUACAACUGGCUCGCAGCGACCGACGACAUAACGCUCUUGCGCAUGCGCAGCUGUCUAGGCAAGUUCUCGUAAAGAAGGACGGGUACCGAAACGAGGCACCGUUUCAAAUGACGUGAAUCGGUGCUCAGUCGGUACUAUGGAAUUCGGUCGAUACCUUAAAAAGUACCGAAUUCUGUACCCAUCGCUAGUUAUGACACAUGCUGAUUCCAAAUAGAUUUGAAAAAUUUGAAAACUUACAUACAUGAAUUAGGGCUGGGCGAUAUGGCCUCAAAUCAAUAUCACGAUAUAUUGAGGAUUUCACCUCGUUAACGAUAAAUGGACGAUAGCUACAGGUAUGUGCAGAAACAAAAGUUGUCCACUAGAUGGGGCUGUCACAUGUAUUACCUUGAGUCAACUCAAGGUGGUACAGCUUCUUAAAGGGACAUGAACGCUGCCAACCUACACACAUAUUUUCAUUUUUUCAUUAUCAAUUUUAUUGACAUGGGGAAAACUAUCUCAGUAAGAGUCAGAAAUUUCGAUAACGAUACAUUUUUUAUUUAUUGCCCAGCCCUAAAGCGAAGAUAAAGAAAUGCUCAAAAAGUAGCCGCAAAGCGUGGUGGGAACAUAAAAGUUAGGGGACGGACCACCAGACAAAACAAACAGCAAUGGUGAAAGCUUGUUUACUAGUUUUAAUAUUUAGUUUUUGAAGAUUUACUCAUCAAGAAGAUUAAAGGAAAGUUAAAACACAGCAGCACCUUACACAUUUCUUUUCCAGGUUAGUUGAAGAGACGAAGCCAGUGGUUCCUCCCAACUGUCGAGGAAGAUUAACAAAACUUGCCACAACUCCAGCCUGUUACAUAAAACUACGGCGCUGCAAAGCUGAGACGGCACCAGAGAGCCUUUGGUUGUUUUUCUGGUCAGUCUGUGGCAGUAAUGUAGCACAAUCGUGUGUUUUUCACUAAAUAUUAUGCAAUGGUGGUAUAAGUAAGUCAAUUUUAUUUAUAUAGCACUCGUCACAGACAGAAUCACAAAGUGUCAUGUUGUGGCUAAGUCUCCUGACCCAGGACAUACAGAAUCAAUCGGGGGAGGGAUGAAAAAAUGAGAAAACUAUAUUUAUUCUUAGAAAGGAGAACCAAGGGAGCUCCGUCGAAGUGAGGCGAGGGUCCGUACAGGCUCGUGACGUGGCGGUCGAUUAAGAGGAGGGAAGACUGGAGCUGGAGAGGGAGGUGGUCAGGUCUGAGGAGGGUUUGGGCUCGAGAAAGGUUCUCUGGAGAGUGGGCGAGUACAGGGUGAGUGGUGGAGAGCGGGUCGGUCUGGCUGGGCAGAGAGGACGUGGUCCAGAGAUGAGGUUCGUCUGGCUAUGGCUGGAGAGCUGGUUGUGGAAAGGAUACCCAAACUGAGUAAUCAUCCGGCAAGGUGGAGUUGUUUCCCUGCUCCUUAUAAGCACAGACCGGUGAUGGAGAAUCUGCUGCAGCUGCCCGCUCCUCGGCACCACCCACCUUCAGUUGAACACUCACGUUAUGGUAGAACCCGUCAACUCACUUAAGUGUUUCACAGAUCAAAACAAAACAAAUCAUAAAGGCAUCAAAACUGUUAAUCAUUUCAUGAUCAAACUGAAGGACCCUGAAUAGAAAUUGAAUCCAACCAUGGCACACCCCUAUAAUCUUGCUGUAAUUACACCAAUUAUACCAAUGUGUGUUAAAAACUAAAACCACUAAUAAACUAUUAAAUCAAUAUAAAUUCUAGAUCUUUGACAAUAGUGUUUUUUUAAGGGAGUCAGCAUUUUGCAGAGAGGAGCAAGUAUAACUUUACUUUUAGUAUUUUAGACCAACAGCAAGGAUUUAUGUUGAGGUCCUUACGUUUUUACUGGCUUAGUAAGUAAAUAGAAGUUAAUUAAUAUACAUGUAGAAAAUGGGGAAACAAAACUUCAAUAACAGAACUUUUUUAUGAGGACCAAGGAACCCCAGAGGAAGAGAGUGCCUAUUUUCUUAAACUUGUCGGGUAAAACAUAAAAACUGUUGAGUAUGAAAAUACUCGAUUCAUUGAUGUGUGUGUGUGUGUGCGUGCAUGUGCACGCUAAUAGCUUGAUGGGUUACAGGAAAGGGUAAUAUUUUUAAUAUUAUAUGCCUGUUUCUUGAAUUAAACAAACUUAAGCCAUUUAGUCGUAGAGAUAAUGUUUAGAAAGUUUAGUUUGUUUAUAACAGAAUUUGUUAAACUGAAUAUAAAUAAUCGUUGAAAUAUGAAGGGUUGUCUACAUUUAUUUUUUAAGAAAAGUUUGUAUUUUUCAUAAACACUUUUUCUAAAGAGGUUUUUGACAGUUCGGUCUGUCCCCAGUCUAAUUUCCUAAUUACUUAAGUAAGAUGCUUUCAGUGAUCCAUCCAUAACCACUCCUUAAAUAAAAAUACGUAACAGUGAUUUCAAUAAAUUCUUAGAGGACAUUUGUAUUUGGUGGCACAAUUGAGAACUUAAAAAAUUAUCAAUCUUUUACUAACUCAUAUUUUAUAUGUACACUCAGUGACUAAUAAAAGGUGUAACGUAUGAAAUCCUGUAUUCCUGUUUUUAUAUGUAUAUAGUAACACACUCCAAAAUGAUGUUUCACAGUGCAGAUAAAAGCAACAAACUUACGUUUGAAUUUGUUCAGCCAAGAAAUAAACAGUUCUAUGUCCUGGUCA